AUGUCUGACAGUGAAGACACCUCCUCAAAUGAUUAUAACUCAUCUAGUGAAGAAGAAUCCAGUUCUGAGGAUGAAAUUGUGCUUCAUAAACCUAUCUUCUUAAAACGUAAAGGAAAGGAUCUUGAUUUGAAUGAUUCUGAAAGGGAAGCAAAAUUACUUAAACCAGGAAAUCCCAAUGAUUCAGAACCAGAUCAAUUAUUAAAGAGGAUUGAUUUUGAAAAUAAUCAAGCUAAUAAAAGAGAAGAAAUGGCAUCACAAAUAACUAAUGAUUAUACUACUGAUAAGGAUUUACUUCGUCGAACAAUCCUGUUAGAUGAUGAUGAUACAAUUGAUCCAGAAUAUGAAAAACAGGAAUGGUUGAAAAGAAAGAAAAAUAGAGAGAAAUAUCAAAGAGAUAAACUUGUGGCCAAACAAUUAGAAUUUGAAACUAAAGAGGCAAACAAAUUAAAGUCGAAGGAAAUAAGUAACAAAGAUUUAACAUCUCAAAAUACAAACUUUAAUUCCGAAAAGACUGCCACCCAUAAAACAACAGAUAAGAAUUCUAAAUUGGAUAACUCCAAAAAAAAUUAUAAGCCACAGGUUGCUCGUGAUCAUAACUUUGGUACAUCCAUUGGAUCAAAGGAAGAUUCAAAGAUCGAAAAUGAGUAUUCUAUAUUGUAA
This is a messenger RNA of Maudiozyma saulgeensis, 660 nucleotides long. NCBI's taxonomy places the organism in Eukaryota, Fungi, Ascomycota, Saccharomycetes, Saccharomycetales, Saccharomycetaceae. The record is from the annotation of a GenBank genome assembly.